AUUGUUUCUGUGCUCAUUUCGCAUAGACAUGGCAAACCUCGAUGUUCGGUUAAUCACUGAGGCUAACGGAGCAACAUCGUUGCCCGGAUCCUCCGAUUCUAUGGAGCUUGAGGCCAAGGAAAUUAAGCUUUGGGGCGGCCGCUUCCAGGAGAGCGUCACAGAUGCCGUCGAACGCUUUACAGAGUCGAUUUCUUUUGAUAAGGACCUUUACAAGCAUGAUAUCCGCGGGAGUCGUGCUCAUGCAUCGAUGCUCGCCAAGCAGGGAUUGAUAAGCGUCGGUGACGAAGACAGUAUUCUAACAGGUCUUGAUGCGAUCGAGAGGCGUAUUCAAAAUGGCGAGUUCGUCUGGAGAGCUGAUAGGGAAGAUGUUCACAUGAACAUUGAAGCUGCGCUUACUGAUUUGAUUGGCGAACCUGCCAAGAAACUUCAUACUGCUCGGAGCCGCAACGACCAAGUCGCGACAGAUUUUCGCUUGUGGUGCCGCGAUGCCAUCGACUCCAUUGUCGAGAGGAUCAAAGAUCUUCAGAUUGCGAUGGUGGAUUUGGCAAUUAAGAAUGCAGGAACUAUUGUUCCAGGUUAUACACAUUUGCAGAGAGCACAGCCCGUCCUACUUCAGCAUCUUCUCUUGGCAUUCGUUGAGCAGCUUGAUCGGGAUUCUGGUCGAUUGCUGGACUGCAGAUCUAGACUGAAUUUCUGCCCCUUAGGAGCUUGUGCAUUGGCUGGUACUGGCCUCCCAAUUGAUCGAUUCAUGACUUCGAACGCUUUAGGAUUCUCAUCUCCUUUGAGAAACAGUAUCGAUGCUGUUUCAGAUCGGGAUUUUGCAAUGGAGUUUCUUUCUGCCAAUUCAAUUACAGCCAUCCAUCUUUCUCGUCUGGGAGAAGAAUGGGUACUGUGGGCCUCAGAGGAGUUUGGAUUCAUCGCACCUAAUGACUCUGUUUCAACUGGAAGUAGCAUAAUGCCCCAAAAGAAAAACCCGGAUCCAAUGGAACUCGUUCGUGGAAAGUCGGCUAGAGUCGUAGGCGAUUUAGUAACCCUUUUAACAUUGUGCAAGGGUCUUCCUCUUGCAUACAACCGCGAUCUGCAGGAAGACAAGGAGCCUGUGUUUGAUAGUGUUAGGACAGUUUUAGGGAUGCUUGAGGUUUCAGCUGAGUUUGCUCGGAACAUCAGUUUCAAUCAGGACAGAAUAAAGAAGGCGUUGCCUCUUGGUCAUCUUGACGCAACCACACUUGCAGACUAUCUCGUGCAUAAGGGAGUCCCUUUCAGAACAUCUCAUGAUAUUGUAGGCAAGUGUGUAACAAUGUGUCUUGGAAAGAACUGCCAGCUGAAGGACCUGAGUCUCAAUGAUCUGCGAAUGUUGAGUCCGAUCUUUGGCGACGACGUUUACGAAUUUCUUGGAGUAGAAAAUGCAGUUAGCAAAUUUUCGUCUUAUGGCUCCACGGGAUCGGAAUGUGUUGCCGGUCAACUCCAAUAUUGGAUCCAGAAACUUGGCACUGGUCAGUAGAAAUUAGGUUCGAUAAGCCCAACGUCCUUUUACUUUAGAUUUCUGAAUUUAUUCUUUAUUCCGUAUC
This is a messenger RNA of Cucurbita moschata (crookneck pumpkin), 1568 nucleotides long. Its product is annotated as argininosuccinate lyase, chloroplastic-like. NCBI's taxonomy places the organism in Eukaryota, Viridiplantae, Streptophyta, Magnoliopsida, Cucurbitales, Cucurbitaceae. Gene Ontology annotation, cellular component: cytosol. The coding region runs from base 29 to 1501 and encodes 490 amino acids. The transcript is spliced from 6 exons. Gene Ontology annotation, molecular function: argininosuccinate lyase activity. The record is from RefSeq and is a predicted model, not a curated record.